CGAGAGAGGGGGAGAGCGAGAGCGCAAUCGGUCGGAAAUCACUUCACUCUCACAUAGGCUAUCCACAGUAUACACGCGCGCGGUGAGCUGCGGCAACAGCGCGAGCCCCGGCGUCCUCAGUAACACUGAAUGGUGAACUGAUGAUGAGAGCAGGCGCAUUGGACACUACCGGACGUAGCCUUGGACGAUUUUUUCUGUUUUCACAUUUAUGCACAGACAGUUGUUGACUGAAGGUUGAAGUUUUGGAGGAUGUUGUCGCUUGGAAUUGGAGGUUUCGGGAUGCUGUGAGCCCGGGUCCGGAGUAGCGCUGGUUCGGGGUUUCCUUCCGUGCGCAAAGAGAGGACACUUCUCUCUGAUGUGCGUAACCAGCAUCAGCCAAGUUGCGCGCUCUUAUUUUCUGACGUGACACUUUUUACAGUUCUAGCGGACCCUUUGUGUUAAAAGGAGGAAAUUUAAGGAACACCAAGAGAGCUGACAACAGGAAAAGGGUGCUGUUUUUGUAUCGACAGGAUUGCGGUGGUGCUGAAUUUUGGAUAUCCAAAGCGCUUGAUUUGCGGCGUGCAAAAGGAACGCGGCUUUCGGUCCGACUCCAUCGGUCAAGACUACAACUGUGAGGAGUUACUAUCUGUUAAGCUACAGACUGAUGAUGUGCCAGAGUGCCAAUGCAAUGUGGUCACGGUGGAGUGCCAUGCUAGUGUGGAUUUUCCUUCUCCUCUGUUGCUCUGCAAAUGUAGUCAACACCAUCAUCUACCAGGUGACCGAGGAGCAGCCACCCAACACGCUAAUUGGCAGCUUGGCUUCUGACCAAGGCCUGCCAGACACCGGUCACCUUUACAAACUCGAGGUGGGUGCCCCUUACCUUCGAGUGGAUGGCAAAACGGGGGAUAUCUACACCACGGAGACCCCGAUCGAUCGUGAGACUCUCAAGGACUGUCGCAACCUUUUCGAGGGCGAUCCUUGUUUCCUAGAAUUUGAGGUGUCUAUUACAGACCUGAUGAAAGGCACAGGACCUCGGCUCAUCGAAGGCCGCAUCGAGAUCCUGGAUGAGAACGACAACACUCCACAGUUCUCUUCGCCUGUCUUGACAUUGUCGAUCCCAGAGAACACGCACGUUGGUGCGCUUUUCGCAAUUCCUGUGGCCACCGACAGGGAUUCCGGAAGCAAUGGCAUCGCCGAUUACGCGCUAACGACCGGCCCUGAAGCUGCCAACCUUUUCAGCCUGCAGGUGGCGCAAGACUCAGAUGAGAAAUUGCCACAACUCAUUGUGUUGGGAAACCUAGAUAGAGAGCAACGAGAUUCAUAUGACCUUAACAUAAAAGUGGUCGAUGGUGGCUCCCCACCCCGCCAGAGUAGUGCCCUGCUCAGGAUCACCAUUACAGAUGCCAAUGACAACGUCCCCAAAUUUGAGAAGUCACACUAUGAGGGUGAGCUCCCAGAAAACAGCCCAGUGGGUCAUUCUGUUCUACAAGUGAAAGCCAAUGACUCUGACAUGGGACCCAAUGGAGAGGUGACCUACAGCCUUCACCAGGCACCACCAGUUGUCCAAAGGCUCCUUAGCAUUGACCGCAACACAGGCACCAUUUUUGUCAAAGGCUUGGUGGAUCGUGAAGACAUCAGCAUGCUCAAGUUCUACGUCCAAGCUAAAGACAAUGGCCCCCAGCCGAAGAGCUCCAAAGCGCUUGUGACUAUUACAGUGAAGGACCAGAAUGACAAUGCACCCUCCAUCAGGAUUCGAGGCAUUGGUCUUGUGACGCAUGAAGAUGGUGUUGCUAACAUAUCGGAGGAUAUGCCUGUAGGCACAGCUGUGGCUCUGGUAGAGGUAUCAGAUCGUGAUGAAGGCGAAAAUGCAGUUGUGACCUGUGUGGUCGCAGGGGAUGUCCCAUUCCAGCUGCGUUCAGCUAGCGAAACAGGCAGCGACCGCAAGAGGAAGUACUUCCUCCAGACAACCAUGCUACUGGACUAUGAGCGGAUCAAAGACUACAGGAUUGAAAUUGUGGCAGUGGACUCUGGCAACCCUGCACUAUCCAGCACAAAUUCCCUGAAGGUGCAAGUGACAGACAUGAAUGACAACUCCCCGGUCUUCUCGCCCACUUUGUAUGAGGUAGAAUUUGCUGAGGAGAACCAGCCAGGUGACAAGGUUCUGGAUGUGGUAGCCACAGAUGCCGACAGCGGGACGAAUGCAGAGUUGACAUACAGUAUCACUGGUGGAUCAAUCCCUGAGGGGCUCUUUGAAAUUAACCCUAACACAGGUGAAGUGCGUGUCAUGAGCCAGUUGGACCGUGAACAAGUAGAUCACUAUCAAUUUCUAGUCGCAGCAGCUGAUAAAGGUGUACCAAGCUUGAGAGGAACUGCCACUGUUGUUGUUAAGGUGCUCGACAGGAACGACAAUGACCCUAAAUUUAUGCUCAAUGGUUACAGCUUCUCUGUCCAAGAAAACAUGCCGCCCCUUAGUCCUGUUGGAAUGGUAACAGUCACCGAUUACGACAAAGGCGACAAUGCUCAUGUUCAACUCUCUGUAGAACCAGACAAUGGCAAGUUUAUGAUUCAAAAUGGAACGUACACCAUCCUUUCGACAAUUUCCUUCGACAGGGAAAAGGAAAGCACCUACAGUUUCCGGCUUAAAGCCGUUGACGGAGGUGAUCCACCACGAUCCUCCUAUGUUGGCAUUACCAUUAAUGUUCUUGAUGAGAAUGACAAUGCUCCAUACGUCACCAAGCCCUCAAACUCUUCAUACAAGUUCUUGGAUCCCCGCACUAGCCCAGAAACCCACGUAGAACGCGUUGAGGCAGAGGACAUGGACAUCGGUUUAAAUUCGGAGCUGGACUUCAGUAUUGUAGGCGGCAACCCACAUGGCUUGUUCCGCAUCUCUUCAGAAGGUGAGAUUACGUUGGCUAGAGAGUUCACACCCAAACACAUUGGUCUCCACCGUCUAGUAGUGAAAGUUAAGGACAAAGGCACGCCGCCACGUCAUACGACUGCACUGGUUCACAUCUAUGUCAAUGAAACCAUCGGCAAUGUCUCCCACGUCGAAGGACUUGUUGGACACAGUCUUUACACGCCACUUGAAAUGGACAUUGCAGGAGAUCCUGAUUAUUCUCGAGACGGGCAAAGUAACAUUAUCUUUGCAGUCUUGGGUGGUUUUUGUGUGGUUGUUUUAAUCAUUGCAGUGGCUAUGAUCAUCAGGCACGUCGUGCUGAAGGAGAAUAAAAGUGGCUACCAGGCAGGCAAGAAGGAGACCAAAGACCUCUAUGCUCCCAAACCAGGACCUAAGAGCAACAAGAACAAGAAGGCAAAGAAAAGCAAAGCUCCAAAGCCUGCCAACCCAUCUGAGGAGGAUGAGGGGGGCAGUCUUCAGAAAGGCCUAAAGUUCAACCUCAUGAAUGAUAGCGUCACCGAUAGCCCUAGGAUUCACCUGCCGCUCAACUACCCCCCUGGGAGCCCAGACCUGGGGCGACACUAUCGGUCUAAUUCUCCUCUGCCGUCCAUUCAGCUCCAACCUCAGUCACCUUCUGCCUCAAAGAAACACCAGGCAGUGCAGGACCUGCCGGCCACCAACACCUUUGUAGGAACCGGGGACAACAACUCAACAGGCUCAGACCAGUAUUCGGAUUACAGCUACAAGGCCAACUCUUCUAAAUAUAGCACCAAACAGCUCCCGCAUCGCCGAGUGACCUUCUCCACAGCCAAUCAGGCGCAAGAUCUGCAGGAUCCCUCUCAGCACAGUUACUACGACAGCGGUCUGGAAGAGUCAGAGACACCCAGCAGUAAGAGUUCCUCAGGGCCCCGUAUCGGGCCCCUCGCCCUACCUGAAGACCACUAUGAACGCACCACCCCGGACGGCAGCAUCGGAGAGAUGGAACACCCCGAGAACGAUCUGAGGCCUCUACCUGACGUGGCCAUGACGGGAAAAUGCACACGUGAGUGUACAGAAUACGGCCACUCGGAUUCCUGCUGGAUGCCCGGACAGCCCUCACCCAACCGCACCAAGAGUGCCAAGAGUGGGCCCAAGCUCUCCACCUUCGUGCCUUACCAGGAGAGGGAGGGUCAGGAGCGCCUGAUGGCUGACAGCAGCUCGAAGCCUCACGGAGAAGAGCGGAGCGGAGGCGGGAACAACAAAGUGGCCAGCAUUCGCUUUUUGCCUCCCUACACUAGUGCCUAUUCUACAGGUGGCGACUCCGGCAAGGACUGCCCCCGGGAGGAGAUCCCCCUGAGUCAGACAGCCGAUUACGCCCCUGCCACUACGCCCUCCAGCCAAGGUUCCAAAAGAGAAAUCUACCUGUGAUUCACCUGUCGUUCGCCUAGGUUAGAUUCCACAUUUGAUCCAAUUUACUUGUGAUCAACAAUGCCUGUGAGAGGAUAAAAGGCCUCGUUGUCAAAACACCUGCUAAUUUUAUUACACCACCAGACCCCGAUUUACUCAGACGUCUCGGCGUGCAUCUCCAAUCCCCUCAGCCAUAAGCCUAAUGGCUGACACAAAACAGCUAGAGACCUUCUUUAAAACCCUCUGGGUUUAUACAAGCCUGCGCAUUGUUAGAGGCUCUGGAAGCCGAAUAGAUAUGAAGAGAAUAAUCAGAAAAAAAAAAAAAAAAAAGAGAGAAAACCCAUUUUGUGAAUAUGAAAUGAAGUACACAAUCCCCAUGUAAACUUCUAAUGAAAGAAUGUAAGGACAAUUUUUAAGUGAACUUUGUGAUAAUUUAACGUCAAGGUUAUAUUCCUAUUUGUUUGCUGAAUUUGUUUGUUUAUUUUUUAGUAUUAUAUAUAUAUAUAUUACUUAUGAACAGACUGUAGUUAUGCUUACCUAAAAACAUAUACACAUCCAAAUAGUACUUUUUGUUUAGUUUUUUUUCUUCUGUGUGUGUUACUCUACUAAGAACUCAAGCCAGAAGAACUGGCAAACCAAAUACUGGCAAUCCAAGAGGAACAUACAUUCUUAACACGUAUACUUUACUGAAAAGAAAACGUUCACCUUUCUUUAAGCACUGAAGGGUAACUGUUUCUUAUAUUUGUCUUUUUUCAUAGGAAACUCUUUUCUUAAUGUACAGUGGUGUAAAUACUACAUGUCUGACGGAACAGUUUUGAUUUAUUAUUUAGCUGUACAGACCCUCGAAGCCACAGCUUCGUUCUGUUGAUGAUAGUAGAAGGGAUGUUGCUCAGAGGAUUUGCCUUUGUGUCAGUAAAAGAAGGACAACAGUUUUGGACCACGGAAUGCUAAAGAUAAUCCACAAUAUGAGCCUCUGCCGUCAAACUACUUGGGACUCGAGUGAACACGGAAUUUGGGGCAAAAUCCGAGGGAAACAAAUGGAUUAAAGCAGGUUUGCAUGAUGCCAUUUGUCAUUUCGGACAAAUUUAACGGGCUUCGUCAGUUCCCAGAGGAAGCUCUCCUAGUGACUUUUCUCGUACUUCUUCUGAAGACUAUCUACAAGUAGCUGAGGCUUUAGGUGAGUUGCCCUCUGGAAGAGCUUUGUUCAACCCAUCCCAUCCGUAGGGAGGAGCAACAACUUUCACAAAAAAACAAAACAAAAAAAACAAACAAAAACAAAACAGAACAAAAAAACAAACUGUCCAUGUGCUGUGCAAUAGCCUACUCGUUUUCGGACGUGUCAAACUCUGUUGUGUAGAUGUGUGGUUUUGUCAGAGAUUUUGGCUCUGCUCUGUGGUGGGUCUGACCCUGUCAAAAUGAACGCUUGCAAGAGGUAGACGGGUUCAAAAAUCGUGACAGCAGAACAUUUCUCUUGUGUUUGACCGCAUUAAAGUUGUAUUCAACAAAUCCAGUAUAUUCUAAAACAUCUGAGAUUCUGUUUAAAGUGUGCUUUGAACGUAUGACAUAACAGGACUCCUGCAGCGAGCGUAGAAACGUCUAAAUCUCGCUAACCUAUUACCGCAAACGGAGGAAGCGCUAAUAUCCACAACUGAAAGCGAGGUCUUUCAGAACGAGUUUACAGGAAGUUCAUUUAGGGCCGUUAUUAAUAGCAGCUGACGGGAACAGGGAUUGCAUCAGUUGGGAUGCAGGUCAGCAAAAGCUAUAAUGAGUAUUCGAGGCCCGAGCUACACACAAUAAGUGCACUAUAAUUUACACCAUGUCACACCACUUAAAACGACUCUUUGCCUCGCCAUUAACUCUGUAGGUGUUGACUCAACGUUCACAGAGCUCUAUGCUCUGGGUUUAAUGUUUAAUAAAAUCUCCUUUUUUAAAAAAAAAGUGACCCUGAAAGCUGGUGACUCAGGUCAUGGACGUUUGGUGUGACACUUCCUUUUGUGUGUGUAAGUUCGCAGCUAACCCUUAUUUGAACACAAGCAAACCAAAUGCUUCAAAAACUAAAUAAAUAAGACAUAUUUCCAAUUUGACAGGGUCUUUGGAUUCUGCCCUGCGACGCCCCUUUGGACAAACGUUGUCGAGCUUGUCGCAGCCUUUGGGCAGCCCGGAGGAGAUACUAAAAGACCUCAUUCGGUCUAAGUGUUGAUUUGAGAACGCUGAUACUCUCACACUGGUUUGUUUGCUUCAUUGUACACGUUUAACUUCCUGUUCUUUUAAUCAUCCCAGUGACUACUGACCUUAGAGGUGUUUUCUGCAGUGACAAACAGAAGCUGCCCAGGCUGCACGAAGCCCAAACACUGCAUGACAGGUAGACAGUCUCUCGCUCCCACUGGGAAAACCUGGAGUUUAUCCCCGGAGAGCAACUGUCACAGAUACUGAUAGGUCAAAUCACUCGGAGCGCGUGAGUGAACGUGUGCGCGUCUUCGCACACCUGUGUAACUGUGUAGAUACACGGAGGGAUCCGCUCACUGCCUUUAAAGCAAGAAAUGUUCAAGCUCUACACGUUAAUUUUUAAUUUUUGCUAGGAUUUUCAACGGCCAAAUUGUGUUGUGGCAUCUCAUUGAAUAAAACGGCUCUUGCUGUGUGAAACAUUGGACAGUGGUGCAGAGAAUCUGAUGGAAAAUAAAUAACAUGUCUUAUACACUGGGUGGAGGGUGGAAAACAAGCAAGAAAAGCAUUAUAUAAGGGGAAAGACAGUCAAUGUCUUAUCAUCCUGCAGUUGUAGCUGUUAGUUUGUUAGUCAGACAGCAAUAUAUUUUACUUUCAUGUGGGAUCCGGUCUUUUUUAGGUAGUUUUUUAACUCGAGAGACCAGUGUUAAUUGAAGUCUGAAUGAAUCUGUGGCUAAAAAUGCAUUCUUAUGUUUUAAUUUUUUAUUUUUAAAUAUAUAUUUAUGAUUUAGGUCAUUAAGAAAAUUGAAGACACUGUUAUUCUGAGCUUUGAACUACUGUUUUCAUACAGUACCAAACACAAUCUCUCAUUAGUUUUAAGUUUUAUAAUUUAAAGGAGAAGUCCACUUCCAGAACAAAAAUUUACAGAUAAUGUACUCACCCCCUUGUCAUUCAAGAUGUUUGUGUCUUUCUUUCUUCAGUCAUAAAUAAAUUUCCAUAUAAUGGACUGAUAUGGUGCCCAGAGUUUGAACUUCCAAAAUGCAGUUUAAAUGCGGCUUCAAACGAUCCCAAAUGCGGUUGUAAACGAUCCCAGGGCGAGGAAGAAGGGUCUUAUCUAGCGAAACGAUCGGUUAUUUUCAUUAAAAAAAACAAUUUAAAUACUUUUAAAUCUUAAAUGCUCGUCUUGUCUUGCUCUUCCUGAAUUCUGUGUAUUCUGGUUCAAGACAGUUAGGGUAUGUCGAAAAACUCCAAUCAUAUUUUCUCCCUCAACUUAAAAAAAUCAUUUCAAAAUCAUCCUACAUCGCUGCAGAUGGACUGACCCAGUCUUUGCAAAAUGAACAUGCAAAGAAGAUCAAACACCCUUAACAAAAAGGUAAAAACAGCGAUAUAGGAUGAUUUUGAAGUUGAGGGAGAACAUGAGAUGGGAGUUUUUCGACAUACCCUAACAUGAACCAGAAAAAAACUGUUCAGGCAGAGUAAGAUAAGACGAGCAUAUUUUUAAAAUAAAAAUAACCAAUCAUUUCGCUAGAUAAGACCCUUCUUCCUCAGCUGGGAUCGUUUACAACCGCAUUUGGAAUCAGAUUGGAAUUGGAAGUUCAAACUCGGGGCACCAUAGCAGUCGACUAUAUGGAGAAAAAUGCUGAAAUGUUUUCCUCAAAAAACAUAAUUUCUUUACGACUGUAGAAAGAAAGACAUAAACACCUUUAAUGACAAAAGGGUGAGUACAUUAUCUGUAAAUCUUUGUUCUGGAAGUGUACUUCUCCUUUAAGUUACACAAAUUUGUACUGCUUUCAUACUUUUAUUAGCAGUCUUAUAGCAAAAUUGACAAUGGUGAUUUAUUUAUUUUGUUCAUGAUGUCAUUCAUUGCAGCACAGUGAUGAGCAAAUAUUGUAAACAAUCACUUUUUUGUACCUAAAGCACAGAAUCUUGUUUUUCUUUAGGAUUUUGUCUGCUUUGUGAACAGGCCCAAAUGGAAUCUGCAUUCUUGCAUUCAUUUUUGAGGGAAAAAAAUUCUGUGUAAAGGAUUUGAACACGGUGAAACAGGUUAAAUAGAGCUUAAUCGGAAGCUGAAAGCACUAUCAAAUUAGCCAAAUAUUUAAUAAACCAACAUGCAAGGGGUGGAGGAUGUGCAUGGCUUUUUAAAUAAUGGGAGUUCCAGUUGUGUGGAAAUCUGUGGAGCUUUCUGCCGGCGCAGAUUCCGUGUGGGCCUGUUCAUGACUGAUGUUCAAUUUCAUCCUACUGUAAGCUCUAUUUCAUUUGUGCUGAAUCGUGUAUUUGAUUACAUGGAAAUCAAUCAAAUCCAAUGUGACUUAAGAAUCAGUUCUUUGUCUGACACAUGGACUCAUUUUGGAGCAGAGCCACCCGCUGCAUUUGUCCAGGUAUUAGGAGUUAUGAACGAACAUGUCAUCGUGUUGUAAUGUCACCGUGCAUAAUGAGGCCCACCAUGCAUCUCUGCGCAUAAUAGAAGUAGAGAGUAAACAGCAUCAUUCUACCCCUCGAAAAAGAUUAAAAACGAAAUCAGUAAUUUAUUUUGUGAAGCGGUGGCUGAGCGGCUUCAUUACUAUGACUUUGGCUCUGAAAUGAACCGAUAGCGCUUUAGCGGUUUGUGGGCGUCUGCCUUCGUAUGAUUUCGAUAUUAAAAACUCUACACUAAGUAAUUGAAGAACAGCCACCGUUUAAAUAGAUAAUUACAGGAAGUACAAGUUUGUAGCCUAAGUGUUGGUUAUAUUUAUAUCGAAACGCUUGUGAUGCCUUGUUUUCUUUGUACAGUUUUAUGUACAUGCUAAUAAUGUGGCUUUUUAAAAAAGAGAACAAAAAAAGAACGUUGAAAGACAAAUUGAAAUUGUAAAAUAUUUUUCAAAGUAGAAUAUGUUAGAAUGAGAGUGGUUGCGGCACACAGUUAGUGUGCCCGUGUCUAAAACGUCAUCAGUAACCAUUCACUGGCUUCUAGUCUAUUUUAAAGUUUUCCUGUCUCUUUUUAUGAGUCUUAUUUUUUCCUGAGUUUUGUGUUAUUUGCAAAACAGUGGCUUUGAAGAGUUUUAGCCCUUAUUCGUUCCAUUAUGUUCUUAUCAAUAUCCGCAUGUUAAACACGACGAGGAAGAAAAAAGAGAAAAAAAAAAAUGUUGUCUUUUAUUUUUGCUGAGCAAAUCAAAGAAAUACUAUCUUGUAAGUACUCCUUCCUUAUAGCUUUACAAUAAAAUACGUUCUGUAAAACACUGUGUCCUUCAUGAAUUGUUAGUGGCUAUACAGCUUUGAUUAACUUGGUUUCUUUUUAUUUCAU
This is a messenger RNA of Labeo rohita (rohu), 9704 nucleotides long. RefSeq names its product protocadherin 1b (gene pcdh1b). Gene Ontology annotation, molecular function: calcium ion binding. The transcript is spliced from 5 exons. Gene Ontology annotation, cellular component: plasma membrane. Gene Ontology annotation, biological process: homophilic cell-cell adhesion. The record is from RefSeq and is a predicted model, not a curated record. NCBI's taxonomy places the organism in Eukaryota, Metazoa, Chordata, Actinopteri, Cypriniformes, Cyprinidae. The coding region runs from base 644 to 4282 and encodes 1212 amino acids.